GAGAGAGAGAGAAAGGGAGAGAGACAACACGCGUUGCCCGGAAACUCACACUCUAUGAAGUGGAGCAAGCCGAGGCACAAUCAUUAUUGUAGCUGCAGCACCACUCCCCAUCCUCAGCACACGUCACCCACAGAGAGAGAGCCAGAGACACGGAGAGGAGGACGGUUGCCAGCCAUGGGGAACCUCAUUAAGGUCCUUGGCAAGGAUUUAGAGAACUGUCCGCAUUUUUUCCUGGACUUUGAAAAUGCCCAGCCCACGGAGGCAGAGACAGCUGUGUGGAACCAGGUCAGCGCUGUGCUGGAAGAGGCUCAUGGGAUACUGGCCGAGCUGCAGUCCUACAACGGAGCGGGCCAGGAGAUACGAGAAGCCAUCCAGAAUCCAGGCGACUUGGCCCUCCAGGAGAAGGCCUGGAACGCAGUCUGCCCCCUGGUGGCUAAACUGAAGCGCUUCUACGAGUUCUCCCUAAGACUGGAGAACGCCCUACGGAGCCUGCUGGAGGCGCUCACGAGCCCCCCCUACGCCCCCAUGCAGCACCUGGAGCGAGAGCAGGCCCUGGCCAAGCAGUUUGCUGAGAUCCUGCACUUCACGCUCAGCUUUGAUGAGUUAAAGAUGACAAACCCGGCCAUACAGAAUGACUUCAGCUACUACAGGAGGACUAUCAGCAGGAACCGGCUCAACAACCAGCAGUUGGAAGCUGAGAAUGAGGUGAACAACGAGAUGGCCAAUCGAAUGUCUUUGUUCUACGCUGAGGCCACGCCCAUGCUGAAGACUCUGAGCAACGCCACCACCAAGUUUGUUUCAGAGAACAAGACCUUGCCAAUAGAGGACACCACAGACUGCCUGAGCACCAUGGCGUGCGUAUGCCGGGUCAUGCUGGAGACUCCUGAGUAUCGCUGUCGCUUCACCAACACAGACACCAUGCUCUUCUGUAUGAGGGUGAUGGUGGGCGUCAUCAUCCUCUACGACCACGUCCACCCCGUCGGGGCCUUCGCCAAGACCUCCAAAAUUGACAUGAAGGGCUGCAUCAAGGUGCUGAAAGAGCAGCCAUCCAACAGCGUGGAGGGACUCCUGAACGCACUGAGGUACACAACAAGACAUCUAAACGAUGACAGCACCUCCAAACAAAUCAGGGCCCUCCUGCAAUGAGUGAUGGAGAGGAGGAGGAGGAGGUGGAGGGGUAACAGGAGGUGCAGAAGGAGGAGGAGCUAAGGCUAGCACCAAUGGACACCCUGAUUGUUUACAGCAAAAAGGAAGGAGGAAAAAAAUAUCUAAAUGAUCCCCAGGUUGAAAAAAAUAGUUAAUACAGACCUGAUGAUAAAAGGAGGAAAAGGGAAAUAAUUAUAUAUAUUUAUUGUCAGCUGUCCAUCAUUCUGUCUCUCAUUUUGUAAAACAGAAAACGCCAGAAAAGAAAAACUAUAAAUAUAUAUUAGAAAAGUGCAAGGCAGGGGAACACGCAAGAUUAAAAUAGGUAGGAUCUAAGAAUGAAAAGGAAGCUAUACUGCAACAUGUAAAAUAUAAUGAAAAGGUCAGAGUCACAGACAAACUACACUUUACAUAUUUUUAAAAACAAUAAAAACGGUCAUAUUGCAA
This is a messenger RNA of Gadus macrocephalus (Pacific cod), 1590 nucleotides long. It is a transcript of the gene fam49al, whose product is annotated as family with sequence similarity 49 member A, like. The record is from RefSeq and is a predicted model, not a curated record. The transcript has 11 exons. Gene Ontology annotation, molecular function: small GTPase binding. Bases 55 to 1146 code for a protein of 363 amino acids. Gene Ontology annotation, biological process: regulation of actin filament polymerization. NCBI's taxonomy places the organism in Eukaryota, Metazoa, Chordata, Actinopteri, Gadiformes, Gadidae.